GUGAACUUGCCUGGCAGGUACAUGUCAGUAGUCGGUCCACUGGUAAUGGGGGAUUUACACUGAUCUGGUUUGUCUGUGGUCUUAAAGGGAGGCCUUGACUAAUGUGCGUCUGUCCUUCAGGCUUCUAGGACCUGGAGUCCAGGAGAAAAUGCAGGUACACCAACCCAUUCAUUAAUGAAACUGAUCCAUAGAGACCACUUCAGGAUGACUGACAUUGAAGACGAGCAGCAAAUAUUAAGGAUUCUUUCAUGGAACGUAAACGGUUUCCACCGCAAACGAAAUGAGGUUCUUCGUCAUUUAAGUCUGCUAAAUGCUGACGUAGUCUUUCUCCAAGAAACUCAUGUGGGUCCAGAUAGAAUCUACUCAACCGGGAGCAUCAAAAUCCAAGAUUUAGAAUGCGAUUACAACAUGGCGGCAUUUACCGUAUUUAAAGGAAGUUCCCGAGGGGUGGCCGUACUGUUCAAAAAGAACCUCGGAUGUGGUGGUUUCAAUGUCAGUGGCGACGGAAAGGGAAGAUUCAUAAUUGUCUCAUGUCAAAUUUGGGGGCGUGAUUUUGUAUUUAUCAAUGUGUAUAACUCAAAUGAUGAAAAAAUUCGGUUUACGGAGUUCUCACAAAUUGCGACCCACAUCCCGUCGUCGGCGUACCUGGUGGUCGGUGGGGAUUUCAACACAGUCAUGGACGCCGAACUUGAUAAAACAUCAAAUUUACGAAACCGAAGUCACCGAAAGUCUUUCGAUGCUCUGCAAAAAUUUUUGGAAACCUUAAGCUUAGUGGAUGUCUGGCGGUGUCUUUACCAGGAGGUAAAAAGCUUUACGUAUUUUGAUGGGAAAGGUCAGUCGAGACUAGACUACUACUUUUUGCAAAGUCACAAUUUAUCAAGCGUAACUGCUUGUAACAUUCACGAGAGACCAAUGUACUCGGAUAAAGAAGAGUACAUUUCUGAUCACGCCCCAUUGUCCAUUCAAAUUCAGACACGUGGACCAAAAUGGCAGUUUGAUUCUUGUCUUCUUGAAGAUAAGGCAUGCAUGGAACAACUCUCAAGCACAAUAAAGAAAAUUUCACAAAUAAAUACCAGAAAGAAAGAAUACCUGUGGCCAGGAGUGAAGGUCAGGCUUAUAUGUGAGGCAAUAGUUUUGCAAAGACGCCUAAAACCGUCAAGAUGUUCAGACACGACUGAAUUUCCUCGAGAGGUUGAACACGUGGAACAAGGAGGGUGUCCGAGUGAAUCAUCCAUUGAGGUUCUUCAAACACCAAAUACUUCAUCCGAGAGUCUUCUGAACUUCUUGAAUCAUUUACACCAAACUGAGAGAUUUGAUGACGUAAAAUCCAUCCUGAUUACCGUUCUAAACGAACCAGUUUCGAGAAAAGAGAUUCUGGUUGCCAUACUGUCCCUGCCUCAGUCUGAAAGUCUAGCAGCAGAUGGGCUUACAGUCCAUUUCUAUAAGCAUUAUGCUUGUGAAAUCACUGACCUCUUACAAGCAUUUUUCAAUCAAAUCCUCGACCUAAAGCCAAUUAAACGUGCGGUUGUCGAAUCGCUCAGCCAUGACAAAUACGAUCACACCUACAGCUAUGGUAUUCAAUAUCACUGCAGUCCGAUGACAAUGCGUAAUGUGGAUUAUAAAAUCCUGGCUUUGAUUCUGGCAGCGAGGUUGAAUGACGUUAUUAAACACAUUUUAAAUCCAGGCCAAAGCAAACAACACAGUUCAGUUCAGCACUGCAUCAGUGCUCAAAUCCCAGUGCUAAUUAUUUCAUUAAAACUAGAUCCAGGUGCACUGAAGUGGCCGUAUCUGUUUAAUAGCUUAAAGUCCGUGAAUCUACCUGACAGAUUUCGAUCCGUGUUGAAGCUGUUGUUGAUGACUGAUCACGGAUCACAAGGUCUGCGGGUGGGAUGUCCGCUGACUCCUUUACUAGUAAGCAUCUGCCUUCUUCCUCUGAUCAACUCCAUUAACUGCGAGAACAGGUUUUUGGGACCUAAAGUCCAAGGAGAAACCCUAAAGUCAGUCGUUGACAAAGACACAGCUCUUGUGAUUCUUUCUGAUUGUAAAGAGGGGUUGGAUAGUUUUGAAAAGAUGCUCAACGGUUUUAUUGAGACGUCAGGCUUUGUCAUAGAUGAACAAUACUCUGAGGUUUUCAUAGCAGGUCCUUCGGGCCUCAGUUUAAGCAAAGACAAAAUUACGUUUUUUAAGAGAACGGAUGAUGGAUUUUGUGGUGUUGCACAAGAGGAAAUGGUUGUUGAACCGUCAUAA
Rhinichthys klamathensis goyatoka is the source of this 2247-nucleotide messenger RNA. RefSeq names its product LINE-1 reverse transcriptase homolog. Gene Ontology annotation, cellular component: nucleus. The transcript has 3 exons. Gene Ontology annotation, molecular function: DNA-(apurinic or apyrimidinic site) endonuclease activity; phosphoric diester hydrolase activity; double-stranded DNA 3'-5' DNA exonuclease activity. The coding region runs from base 175 to 2247 and encodes 690 amino acids. Gene Ontology annotation, biological process: base-excision repair. Lineage: Eukaryota; Metazoa; Chordata; Actinopteri; Cypriniformes; Leuciscidae. The record is from RefSeq and is a predicted model, not a curated record.